Molecule: messenger RNA, 6061 nt
Organism: Branchiostoma belcheri (Belcher's lancelet)
Lineage: Eukaryota; Metazoa; Chordata; Leptocardii; Amphioxiformes; Branchiostomatidae
Product: PR domain zinc finger protein 2-like
Cellular component (GO): nucleus
Molecular function (GO): protein binding; histone methyltransferase activity
Source: RefSeq, a predicted model, not a curated record
GGUGCAAGUGCCACCGAUCAGAGAGUUAACAACACAUGACUGUCAGACGACAGAAACACACAUUUGCGUAACCGGGGGCAUGUUCGCGACUAGUACUGGUAAAGGCUGUCUGUUGGACGUGAUUGGGCGCCCGUCAAAUGGUAGACCAAUCCCGGACCCGUGCACGGAGAAGGACAAAGAUUGCAGUGUCUCUCCUACCACCCCGCUCACUGCGUUCUGAAUAGAUUAGAUAACCCCACUAGUAUGGACAGAUGCACUGCAUACAUACACAGAGUGAAUACUAGUAAGAGAGAGCAGACCUACCAACAAAUUCGCAGCUAUUAAAGAGACUUUAACGCAACUUCCAUGAAAGUCAACCGAAUUUACAGGUGUGCACGUGAUCCAUCAGGUUAAGAACAAAGAAAUUGUUCGAAAGUCCAAAGUGGAGAAUUUCUUACCACAGCAACAGCGUGUGUUCCUGAAUUUUUAGAGGUGUAAAUGUAGUUUUAAAGUUACAAAUGUUGUGAAAACAAGUGAAGGAUGAUGCCAGCAAUGCUGUAAGUUGUCCUUGGGUGUGGAGGUGAGAGAGUCUACCAUCAUGCCGUGCGCCCCAGGGGACUCCUGGUGCCAGCAGACAGACAGGGAGAGACGCCAUCUUGGAUUCCACUUGGCCUGUAGAUGUGUCAAGAUGGCUUCUUCUGCCAUAGACUUCGAUGCUGUACCGGACUCAAUGGUUAUUCCAGCUGAGUUGGAGGUCAAGCGAUCGGGUGUAUCUACAAAAAAUGGAGUGUGGUGCAAACGGAGCAUUCCUAAAGGAGUGAAGUAUGGACCUUUCAAAGGGGAGAAGAAGAAGAAGUCUCAAGUCACAAAUCCUGACUACAUGUGGGAGAUCCGUACAGGAAAAGGCUGGUUCUGUGUGGAUGCCUCCGACCCUACCAAGGGCAACUGGAUGCGUUAUGUGAACAGUGCCCGGUACUUCGAGGAACAAAACAUUGUAGCCCUUCAGCAGCACCAGAGAAUCUACUACAAAACCAUCAAGGAGAUCAAGCCAGGAGAAGAGCUGUUGUGUUGGUUCAACUCAUCCGAUACAGCACAACAGGAACUGGCAAUGGAACACGCUGGAAAACCAAAAGCAAAGAAGAAGUCCAAAUCUUCAAAGAUAUUCGGAAAAGUAGUUAAGAAGAGGAAAGGAAAGCAAGGGAAGGCUGGGAAAGCAUCAGUGACCGAAAACAAGUCCUCCAGCUCACAGGAGGACCUUACUGCUGACACAAGCAUUGAGGAAACAACCCUCGACGAGAGUGAAGCCAAAACAGACGACGACUCCCAAGAGGCCGAUACUGGCACAGAGUUAUCUGAAGAAACAGCUGAGGACACGUCUAUGGAGCAGGAGUCAGAGACUCCGGAUGAAGACGACCUACCUAUAGCAUCGCUACGGAAGCAGCAGCAGGAAACGCCUGGGAAGAAGCAGGAGGAAGAAGAAACAUCAGACGACGAGAAACUCGUGAUUGACGAGGAAAGCAGCAGUGUUGCAAAAGGCGAUGAAAGUGGGAAGGGCAGUAGUGAUCCUGCUAAACAAGUCGUGCCCAAACCUUUCCCUUGCACGCAGUGUGGGAGGAACUUCUCCACCAAGCAGGGCCUGGAGAGGCACCUGCGGACCCACUCCGGGGAGAAGCCAUACAAGUGCGGGCACUGCGGGAAGCAGUUCACCACCUCCACGAACAUGCGUCGCCACGAGCGCCUGCACACGGGAGACAAGCCGCACGUGUGUCAGGAGUGCGACCACGCCUUCAUACAAAAGGGAGACCUGAAGAAGCACAUGAUGUCUCAGCACGGCAAAUGGGAGGCAGACAGUGUAGGCGAGUCUGAAAAGGAUAGCCGGGAAAAUGGCUCCAGUCCUCAGAGUACUCUCUGUCUGAAGAAGAGCGAAGAGAAUCCAGAAAGCGUCAAGGAGCCUACGCCAACAAAAGACGGCCAAAGUGACGCAGAGAAGGAACCCAAAGAAGACACUUCAUUGGACAUAACACCAGAGGCUGUCAGUGAUGCUGACAAACAAGAUCUUGAUGAGGAGAAUGAGAUGGAAGGAGAAGAAGAAGGGAAAACGGGGAAAUUUGUAUGUGAAAUCUGCAACAAGCGGUUCACCAAGCACCCCAACAUGACUCGCCAUAGAAAGCUAGCCCACGAGAGGGACCAGAUCAUCCGGAAGAAGAAGAUACUCGUGGAGGAUCUGUUGGAGGAGGGGGAGAGACCGAAGAAGAGGAAGAGAGUUGGGCAGGGGGAUUCUCCCAGGAGUCGGUCCAGUACACCCGGCGCUCACCCAGGAAAGGGCGAGGAUGCUGCACAGUACCUGGACGGGAGGCUGGAACAGAAGGAGCAUCACCACAUCGGAAAGCUGUCCCCCAAGCGGAUUGUUGAUGGCAGUUCAUCAAAGAAAAAGAGUCCAGUUCGGUCUGGACAUACAGUGAAGAUCCACGUUCCUCGUGCCGUCAGGCCGCCAACAGGAACCCCCGAUCGUGGCCCUAGGCACAUGAAGUCACCCGGCAUGGUCCCUGGAGCCGUCAGUCCGUACACACAGGGCAGCUCUCGGCAAGGUGCCGCCGCAGUGCAGAUCACAUCCCCCCCGUACGGCAGUCCCCAGUACAUGUCAGGGAAAGGGAGGAGGAUGCUGGAGCCACCGCCGGCUCACUCCGGCCCGCUGGUGCCGCCUCACCAAUCCAGCAGCAACAGGAGAACUGACAGUCCGCCGCUCCGAUCCCCUCCUGCUAAGCAGUCGCAGGGCCAGAGAGACCCGCAACUUUCCCACAUGCACCACCCAGAGCCACGCGGGAGAGGUCGGGCACCGCCAAACGUAGUUGUUGGGGACCAGCAGUUGUCUCCGAUGCAUCGCCAAAAACAGCGUCCAAGAGGGCCCGCACCGCCCAACGUAGUGAUGGCACAGAGGGCCAGUUUCCUGGCCAGGGGGGCGGCGGCUGGGGCCGGUCCGAGGAAAAGGGUUCCCUCUGUGCAGGCCAGGAACGUUGCUGCACCGCAGCAAGAGCAACCAAAACACACCGCCUCCCGGACUCCCACGAUCGCACAAGUUGCCAAACACUCCCCAGCUCUCCAGAAGAUGUACGCUGCCUCAUUUCCGGACAGGAUGGUCAGCACCUCUCAGAACAUCCGUUCGCAGCAGCUCAGUUACCUGGCUAGCCGGGCAGGAACUGUCCACUAUGGCUCAAAUGCCCAAGGCCCAUUUGGUCUGUCCGCGCCAACUUUGCAACAGUUUCAGUCUUCCCCAUCACAUCAGCAUUCUAGUAGCAGUCAAGGUGCAAAGAUGCCAAGUGCAGCAUGGUCAAAGGGCAAGUCUUUGUCAAGGGAAAGCCAACCCCACAGGGUAAAAUCCAGUCCUGAGCUUUAUUCUCACAUGGUUGACAGUGAUCAGCCGUUGGAUCUGUCGGCACCGUUGAAGAAGAUGGUUAAAGAAGAGCUGGUGUUUACAGACGACGGUGUCCUGGAUCUCAGCGGGAAGAAACAGGCGGAUACGCAGCCUGCCCACGCCGCAAAACAACAGUCUCCUCCUGGUGUAGGUUUGUCCGAUCCCAACGCUGUGGCUUCGUACAUCAGCAGAGUGCCGCAGUAUAUAGAGAAGGCCUCCACCUACGUCUCCGGUUCCAGCCCUGCGAAUUCUGCUGCGGGCCGUGGCGCCAGCCCGACGUUCGGCCUGGGAAACCUGUUCAAGUGUAACGUGUGCCACAUGCCGUUCAAGUCCAUGAAGGACAUGAACCAGCACGUGUCGGCACACGCCAAGGAGUGGCCCUUCAAGUGCGAGUUCUGCAUCCAGCUCUUCAAGGUCUCCUCCGAGCUGUCCCAGCACCGCGCGUCUCUUCACGGCGUCAGCAAAACGUUCAUGUGCUCCUUGUGUAACCGCGAGUUCGGUUUCCUUGGCAACCUGCAGAACCACCAGAGGGACGUCCAUCCCAACAUGCCUUGCAGCUACACCGUGCUCCAGCCCGGCGCCCUGCGCCCACAAAACUUCACCGACCCGAGCAAGUCCACUCCCAAGAAAGAGGAGCUGAAGCGCCAAACUGAGUUCGGUUCCCUCAUGCAGUCUCCGAAGAAGGACCAACUGGACGGGAAGGGGAAGAUCUCCCCGAUCAAGCCGGUGGACACGUCGCAGGACAUCAAGAGGAACUUUGCGGGAUAUGCCAUGAACAUCAUCAACCCUGAGAACCCCUUCAACAGGCCGCCGCAGCUGCAGACAUCAGUGUACAACAGCGCCAUCAAGUGCACCAAAUGUGGGGCCACGUUCGAGAGCAUGCCAAACCUACACAUGCACAUCAUUGAUUGUGCAGAAGGUAAGAAGAGCUCUCCUGGUCCCAGCCCAGCCAAGAAAGGCUCCCCAAACAAGGCUGCCCAGGGAAGCCUGGUCAAGAAGCUGGGAGGGCCUCGCAAGCUGACUGACGGAGAGAUGGCGGCGAUCAAGAUCAAGAAGAAGGCCAAGAACCUCAGCACCAUGAACCAGAAGAGAAAGAAGGCUCAGCAGUUUCAGAUCUCCUAUGACCCUAAGAAGUACACGGGCCGUCGCCGCCUGGCUACUGAGAUGCUGGACCUGCACAAGUGCCCCGGCUGCCAGAAGAACUUCAGCCACUUCAGCAACCUGCAGCGCCACCUGCUGGUGUGCCCGGGGAAGGACAAGAUCGACAAGGACGUCUUAGACGCUCACCUGGGCGCCUUGAAGGAAGACGAGAAAUCCAGGGAGCUUAAGGAACAGCACAUGUGCUCCAACUGCAAGAGGUCGUUCACCUACCUGGCCAGCCUGCGGAAGCACCAGCAGUCAUGUGACAAGAAGUUUGCGGCAGCUGCCGAGGGGAGGGCCGACGCAGCCAACCCCGGCGCUCUCCCACCUCUGAAGAAGAAGAGAAGCAAAGGCAGAAAGCCGGCACCAGUAGAAGGACAGACUACAGAAGACUCAAUGUUGGAAACAACAGAAACAGAGGACACCGGGUUAGAGGAAUACGGUGACACCUCCGAAGAAGGCGGCGUUCCUCCUAUGAAAAAGAAGCGAGUGAUCGGCUGGAAGGGUGGAAGGAGAAAGAAAAGGAACUUCUGGUGGAAGAAGAAGCGUUCGCAGAUGAAAGAAGACGGUACGGAGGAGGGUGACGUCCAAGGAAAUGGCGAAAGCUCCCAAAUCCUCAACAUCAUGAGGUCCAUGAGCGACGAGCUGCAAAGCCCCACUGAGCCACCAGAGGGCGCUAAUUUUGGAAACGGAGGAGAACUGUUGGCACAGGGGGAGGAGGAAGCAGGAAUGGCAGGGCAAGGGCCUGGGGGUGACUACAAUGAGGAGAUGAAGGUUUUUGACGCCAUCGAAGGGAUUGCAAAGAAAGUAAGCGGAGGAAAAGAACCGUCUAGUAAAGGAGCCGCAGGGAAAAACAACGGAGAAAAUAAUAGUAACAAUAACAACAACAACGCCAGAGGAAACCGGGCGGUGAGGACCAACGUGCCUUCUGCGUCCGCUGCUAAGGCCGAGGUGGGUCAGGGUGACGGCGCGAAGCCCUCAACCAGUCAGGGACCGUUUAUCUGCGGAGACUGCGGGUCAGAAUUCCGCGCGAAAUGCCACCUGGUACGGCAUAGCAGCGUUCACAUGAACAGGCCCUACAAGUGUAAGAUAUGUCACCAUUCGUUCGCAGCGCAGCACAACUUCGACAACCACAUGAGACUGCGCCACAAGAACACCACAGCCAAGGUGGAUAAGUCUUAGUCACAAACAGUGUAUAAAACUUCUCACAUAAUUAUGACCACGGACCAAAACUUGAUCAUUCUCAGGAAUGAGUAAGAAUCAUUUUCAUCUUCUACUUAGUUAUUGUUUGAAAGGAAACAACCACUGAUGGUCUUCUCUCACCAACAUUUAAAAAGAAUGUUCAGUUUCAAAUAGCAUAUAUACUACCUGAUGAAGUUUUUUCACAGAACUAUGUGUACUUAUGAUUGUUUGAUGUUUUGUUCUCUAUUUAUUUCACUAGAGCAAUUACAAAUGAUUUUCAGGUUAAUUUAUUACAUGUAUUGUGGAAAUUUCACCUUCACUUUUGGUUUUGAAUACCAAAUAUAUUAG